Molecule: messenger RNA, 1753 nt
Organism: Lactuca sativa (garden lettuce)
Lineage: Eukaryota; Viridiplantae; Streptophyta; Magnoliopsida; Asterales; Asteraceae
Product: sister chromatid cohesion protein PDS5 homolog C
Biological process (GO): mitotic sister chromatid cohesion
Source: RefSeq, a predicted model, not a curated record
AUUCAAAUUUUGUUAGGAAUUAGAAUCAUAUAUUGACGAAAGUUUGCAUAUGAAUCAAAGUUGUGGGUCGAUUUGAGGUCCCCAAGUUAGAGAAUAUCAGGGGAUUUCUCGGUUUUCAUGCUCUUUGAGUGGACUGCUGAAGUCGAUUCCUAAAAUGGCGUCCAGAAUGUCUGGUUUUUCAGGCAUUCAGCCCGAGAAUGUGCUAAUGGACGUGGUACAGAGGCUAUUACCUCUGCCCUCUUCAUGUCCCGAGCUUCUUGAUGUUCUUGCACACAUGGAUCAAAAUUUAUCCUUGGUGAACCAAAUGCCAUCGGAAUCAAUGAAGUAUGCAAUGCAUCCAAUAGCUGAGGCACUGAUUGCUAAAGAUCUAGUGAAACAUCAUGAUAUGGAUGUGAACAUCUCAGUUGUAUCUUGUAUCUGUGAGAUUUUGAGAAUUAUGGCACCAGAUCCCCCUUACAAUGACAAUCAACUGAAGGAUUUUUUUGAACUGACAACAAUGACAUUUGAGAAACUAUCUUCUUCAUCUGGUGGAUGCUAUACUAGGAUGACUAAAGUUCUCAAAAUAUUUAGGAAAGCCAAAUUUCCAUUGUUGAUGUUGGACCUGAAGAUAGACAAACUAGUAGUUCAACUAUUCAUACAAUUUCUGACAGUUGCUGACUUCAAUCCCCCUGUUGUUGUACUUGAGAUGGAGAUGAUUAUGAGCAUGAUCAUGAAGGAAGGUGAUGCACCCAUGGCCGAGCUUGUAGAACUCCUAGUUAUGAGUGUGAGAAAUUCUAAUCAGAUUGAUUUGCCUGUUUGUUGGCAACUUGGGGAAAAAGUUGUUAAGAACUGUGUUGCUCAACUCAAAUCACAUGUCCCGGAUUUCAUACGCAAAAUGGGGAUUCCUCUUCAAGAUUAUUCUAAAAUGGUUGCUCAAAUUUGCAAUGGCAUCCACUUUGAAGAUGAAAAGAAAACCCUCUUAAUUUCCAAUGAUCCAAUAAUGUCAUCCAAGUCAAAAACAGGGGUGAAGGGAAAACGUAAGAGGAAGUGCACUUCUUCAAAGAAAAAGGCAUCGCCAUUAGAGGUUUCGUCUUCUGAAUCUUGCAUAAUUUGUGUCAAAGGCUACAAGGUGAAGAGCAACAUUGCACCGAUUCUUGAAUCCAUUUUCAUGAAACACGGUGACAUAGCAGCUGAAUGUUUAUUCAAAACAGCUUCCGUAAGGGAAUCUUUCCUAGAAGUUAUUUGUGAAAUUGUCACACAACUUCAAAACAAUGAUGAAAAAACCAUAAUUUCCAAGAUGGAAGAAAUAGAGCGCCAGGUGUCAGAGGCAGAGGCAGCCAACAUUCAUGUCUCGUGGCUUCGAUCUUACUUGGAAGCCUUUCGCAGAAGGAAUGAAUCCAUGGAAAUAAAAGCAAAAACAUGGAUGCUUAAAAAAGCUGCUGAAAUGGAGGUGAGAGAGAGACGUGCAGAGCUCAUGGCUGCACAACAACGGUUUGAAAAGUGCAUGAAAGUACUCGAUCUUGUAGAAAAGAAUCUUAAUCACAAUAUCUUGGAUUCUAAAACCGAAUUAUAGCAUGCUAUGAUGUUUAGAUGAUAGAAUAUCCACAAGGCUCGCAUCCUUAUUUUGUGAAACUAAGGUCGGACUCGGACUCUUUUUGUUAGGGUUAAGUUUUGUGUAUAUAGGCUUCUGAAAAUACCUGGAUUUGUUUAGCUUGCUCUAAACCUCCAUUUUGAAAUACUUGGGUCUUGUUUAUAGAAAUUGAGGCUUUCUUAA